AACUCUGUGUUGAUAAGAUCGUUUUACUCUCGCUCAUAUAAUAGUCAUGUCUUCCCACAUAAACCUAGUUGCAACUUUCAAACCGAAACCCGGGAAGUUGGACCGGGUUCUAGAGCUCAUGAAAGAGAUGGCGGACCAUGUCCACAAGUCCGAGCCUGAUACGUUGAGAUACCAUGUCAACGUCGCCGGAGAGCCCGGGUCUGAAGAAAUCAUCAUGCUUGAGACAUAUAAGAGCAAAGAUUCAUUGGAUGCCCAUAUGGCCUCAAAGGAGUAUCAAGAUCUUACGAAGAAGUUUGAGAAUGAGGAAUUGGUGGCGGCUCCUUUCGAGUUGAAGUUCGUGACCCCUGUUGGUGGUUUCGCCUCCAGGCUGUGA
Messenger RNA from Amorphotheca resinae ATCC 22711, 373 nucleotides. RefSeq lists its product as hypothetical. NCBI's taxonomy places the organism in Eukaryota, Fungi, Ascomycota, Leotiomycetes, Helotiales, Amorphothecaceae. The transcript has 3 exons. Bases 47 to 373 code for a protein of 108 amino acids. The record is from RefSeq and is a predicted model, not a curated record.